Molecule: messenger RNA, 4163 nt
Organism: Gossypium arboreum
Lineage: Eukaryota; Viridiplantae; Streptophyta; Magnoliopsida; Malvales; Malvaceae
Exons: 2
Coding region: 3027-3938 (303 amino acids)
Source: RefSeq, a predicted model, not a curated record
CCUUUGAAAUGGCUCUUGAAACUUGGUUGAUCAAAGUGAAAAGAACUAUAUCCAAACAUCCAAACCAUAAAUCCAACGUUGGCGUAUUAUCCUUUGAGAUUGCUAGCCUUAUGACAAAGCUUCUCCAUCUUUGGAACUCACUUUCAGACAGGGCCAUAAUCCGACUUCGUAAUGAAUCGAUACGCUUCGAAGGUGUCACAAAGCUCGUCUCCAACAACGAGCUUUUCCUUUUGAAGCUAUCGUGUGCCGAACUAGCCGAAAACAUCAACCUGGUAGCCAAGUCCAUUUCAAGGCUAAGCAGCCAAUGCCAAGACGCCAAGCUUCGGUGUUUCGACCAAUGUUUCGAUUCAUUCGCCGAUUCAGGUCAUGAUUUUCAUCUCUGGGCCUUGAGUUCCAAUGACAUGGAAGCUAAGAACAAGAAGAUGGCAACGUUGAUAGCCAUUACAGCAGCUUUAUAUAAAGAAAUGGAAGAAUUAUCCACAAUGGAGAACAAUUUGAGAAAGUGUAACUGUUUCUCCAUGAAAGACCAGCAAAGGCUUUACUGUCAAAGACAAGAGGUUAAGCAUUUGAAACAAAAAUCCUUAUGGAACACAACAUUCGACAACGUUGUUUCCAUCCUUGUAAGAUCGGUUUUCACCAUUUUAGCAAGGUUCAAGCUAGUUUUCGGGCUCGGUUUUUACAAAUCAAACUCAAAUUUCUUGAAACCCCCUCUGGAUACAUUAGGUGCUUCAGCUUUAGCCUUACAUUAUGCAAAUCUAAUCAUUACAUUAGAGAAAAUGAUAAGAUCACCACAUUUAAUAGGCUUGGAUACAAGGGAUGAGCUUUAUUCAAUAUUACCAAGCACCAUUAGGUCAUCAUUAAGGGGUAGAUUAAAAGGAAUAUUAGGGUUCAUAGCAAAUGACCCAUUGCUUGCUGUUGAAUGGAGAUCAGCUAUGGGGAAGAUAUUGAGCUGGUUAUCACCAUUAGCACAUAAUAUGAUCAAAUGGCAAAAUGAAAGGAGCUUUGAGCAUUGGGAUUUCAAUUUGUUGCCUAAAACAAAUGUUCUUCUUUUAGAAACCCUUUUCUUUGCAAAUAAAGAGAAAGCUGAAGCUGCCAUUACUGAACUAUUGGUGGGUUUGAAUUAUAUUUGGAGAUUUGAAAGAGAAAUGACAGCCAAGGCCUUGUUUGAAUGUAGCAAAAUAGUUUAAUGGGGAUUUAAUGGUAUUGUGUUGUUGUUUUUUGGGGGUUUUGAUUUUGAUUUUCUGCCAAUUUUCGUAAUUUUAGACUUGAAACAAGUUUUGUGUAAAUUACAUGAAUUAUGUAUAUAGUCAUGUGAAAAUAUUCCUUUUGUUUUGAUGUUGAACAAUGGACAUAUUAUCUGCUUUUGUUGUUAUUAGAACAAAAAUACUGGAUCCAGACUCAUUAGUCUAUAGUGUAGUUUAAUUAUUUCAUUAAUGAAUUUUACAAAAUGUUGUUUUGAUUAGAUGGGGACUAAAAUUUUAAUUUGGUAAAAUUGAUAUUUGAGUCUUACCUUGAAUUUUUUUAAGAUUUUAUUUUAAUUAGAUAGCUUGAUUUGAAUUAAUCAUUUAAUUAUUAAUUUUGUACUUAUAAUCACUAAUGUUAUAAUAAUAAUAAUAAUAAAACUAAAAAACUUGUAAAACACCGGGUUUAUUCAUUGUAAAUUGCCCAUUUCUCGAAACUCACUUUUAUUGAGAUUUUAUUUUGAUCUUUAAUUUCAAAAUUUUAGUUGAGUUUUAAAAUACUAAUAUUAUAUUAAUCACAUUUUUUUCAUUGAUGAAACUAUUAAUUUAGGUGUCAAAUUGACAAAUUUAAUCUGAUGCAGAACACAUUUAAAGCAUGUGCAUUAGAUUGUAAACACGUGUAUUAACUAAUAGACAACCUGAAUAUAAUGUGUUAAAAAAAAACGAUUUUAAUACAAUUUAAGAAAGCUAUAUUUUUAACACAUCAAGUUCAUUAGACGGAGCUAAAAUCUAAAUUGAGCUAGCAUUUAACUCUCAAGCUCACAAAAAAAAUAAAGAUUGAUACUAAUAAAAACUCGAUUAGAAUAUUCUGAUGUUCGAAAAUUAAUUUAAGAUCUAGGUCAUAGUUUUGAAAAUAUUAGCUACAAUUAACCAUUUCUUUUCAUAAUAUAAUUUUUAACCCCUGAACUUUGCAACUAAAUCCACUUUAAUUACUUUUUCUUUUUUUUUUUUACUUUAGUAUCUAAAUUUGACAACAAUAUUAAAGUGUCACAUAUAAUAUUCUAAUAACUAAAUCAAUGGUUGAACCGAUUAGACCACUGGUUCCCAAUACAAUUGGUUUGUUACCAAUAAUAACUAAAUAAUUAAUUAAAGAUUCAUAAAAAUUUAAAAAACAUAAAAAAUUCAUUAAACCAGUUCAACAUAUUCAACUAUUGGUUUUUUUCUCAGUUUCCAAUUUUACCGGUUUUGAGCAAUUUAUUAUUCAACUGGUUCAACCCUUUGCUUGGACCAGUAUACCGAUUGGUUCUCGGUCCAGUCAAUCCAAUCAUGUUCUAAGAAUACUAGCCAUAUCAUCAAUUCAUGGACCAAAAUGAAUCUAAUUGCCAAGAUCAAGUACCAAACUGAACAAAAGAAAAAUACAGUUACAAAAGUAGACCAAAUUGCCUAGUUCAGGGGCCAAAAGUUAUAAUAUCCGUUUUAUUUACGUUUUAUGUUCCUACGUCCUAUCGAUAAUCCACGAAACUGAAACUGAUUGCUAAUGACAAUUUAGUCGUAGUAAUGCCUAAUAAAGUUGGUCACACGACCACUUUAAAGGUGGUUUGACCUACCAAAUCCAAAAGCAAAGUGAUAAAUUCCCCUAUUUAAGUGCAGGUCAGCCUACCGUUUUUUCCUAUAAUUAAUCUUUGUUGCUCAAAGGUGAGCCUACCUUAUUGAAGCUCAGAAAUGGUGCAGUUGGGAGAUUUGGUAUUUUAGCAACUCUUCUAACCCACUUAGCACUAUCAAUAUAUAGGAAAAAUAUUGCAUUCAAAGACAGAACGAAGAACUGACCUUUGGAGCUGUUUUGGGAUGGCAGAGAUGAAAGCCGAAGGACAUGCGAAGAAAAGGACAAUCAGGCUGCCACCCUCGGUCCCAUUCCUAUGGGAGGUGAGGCCUGGAAUAGCAAAGAAAGAUUGGAAACCAGAGGCUUCUGCGAUUAGUAGGGUGUUACCACCUCCAACUCCGAUCAAGUUUAUAGCCUCGAUUCCUUUUAAUUGGGAGGAAAAGCCAGGUACACCGUUACCUAGCUUUCUCCAGCCUGCAGUGGAACCGAUGGGUGUGCAACUGUCAGCAACGCUCAUAACUCCGCCUCCACCACCAGUGUACUCUCCAGCCUAUUUUAAUGGCUGCAACAGCAAUGAUGACCAAGGUGACGAUAUUGAAGCAUUUGGUUUUGAAACAGAUGAUUCCUUUAGCUCAGCUUCAUCGAUCUUGGAAAAUAGCAGCCUGGCAGCAUCAACGGUGGUUUCCACUAUUGUUCCAGAGCAGAAAACUUACCAGAUAGACAACGAUAGUGACCAUCCGGAAAUACCUUCCUCACCAGCUUCGGAAACUGAUAGUACAAGCAGCUAUGCAACUGGCGCUUCAAGCCUUGUAGGGGCUUCUUUCUUGGAAUGCCUUUUUCCACUGCUUCCACCUAAUGCUGGAUUCCUUGAAAAGGUCAGGUACCCUGACGAGGAGUCUCAAACAGCUCAAAACAAUUUCGAUCGUGAGAGUAAUAACACCGUAAUCAUAAGGAAGCCACCAACACUUGGAGAGUUGAUAAUGAUGAGCAGGAGGAGAAGUUAUCAAAGAAAAGCUGCUCAAAUAAGAGAGAAGAAUAUAUCUAUGGAAUUUCUGAAGGAAAGAAGAGCUCCGGGAUGCUGCAUCUUUGGAACUGGCAUCAAAAUUAUUGAAGGAUCGCAAUUGAAGAAGUUCGAAAAAAGACUGAAGUUCUUCUAGGACUGCUUCACCAUUCAUCAAGAAGCUUCAGAAAAUUAGGAUCUAUAUGAUUUUACAGGCCUGGAAUGUAAAAUGUUAUAAUUAAGCUGCAGUUACUUGAAGAAGUCAUCUGUGUCCGACUUAGAUAUUGUGCAUUACCCACAUCCUCUUGUUUAGCUAUAAAAGGAAUAUCUACGACAGUAAAAUCCUACUAGUGAUUGAUGCAAUUAACUUGAAUUUAAGAGA